AUGAAGAGGAUUCGCAGGGGUACUACUAAAGCUUCAUCAUCACGACCUAAUAGACAACGUCCCACGGCCUCAGCGAGGAGACAGAGAGCGGCUCCCCAAGAUCACAUUGAGGAUACUACAGAGGUUGAAGAUAUAGUUCCUACUGAUUAUAGUAAUGUUGACGCAGAGGUUGAAGAUGUAGCUACUGCUCAGGAUAGUAAUGUUGAGGUACAUGCCGAGCCUACUAAGCCAUCUCGAGUAGGUCCCAUUGAUCCAUCUUUACUUACGAGUUUUAAAACUCACAUAGCAGCUACAAUUUGGAAUAACCAGGAACGUGAGCCCCUUAGGUGCAUGUCGAAAACAUCUACCCUUCGUGAGUGGAAUUGGUGGGGUAAUCCAAAUAAUAGUAUAUUCAAAGGGUACAUUCAGAGGUGGCAUCCCGAAACGAACACCUUUCACAUGCCUUUUGGUGAGAUGACCAUCACAUUGGAUGAUGUGUCAUCUAUUUUAGGCAUUCCUGUUUCUGGUGCAGCGGUUGCUCCUCUUGGAGAUGAUGACGACACAAAUUUUGAGUUACACAAUUCAGAGGAGUACAUCAUGUAUUCGGCCAGUGAUAAGAAAUCUCUGUGGCCACCACAGACUCUCUCAAUUUCCUCAUAA
Prunus armeniaca (apricot) is the source of this 639-nucleotide messenger RNA. The record is from the annotation of a GenBank genome assembly. NCBI's taxonomy places the organism in Eukaryota, Viridiplantae, Streptophyta, Magnoliopsida, Rosales, Rosaceae.